UGUAGCCAAGCUGUCAUUAACUUUCAAACUUUUGAAAAUUUGUCAACGAAUUUUGUGGUUCUGGACUUCUGGUUAAUACUAUUAAAAAUAGACAGUAGAGAAACUUCUUUCUAAUUGUUAAACGGUUAUAAUUAACUAUGAGUUUCAAUAGUUUCAAAACUCCUAUGAAAAAUAGGAUUCAUUCGUUACAAAAUGGAGAAUUUGGAGAAAGUCCUGGAAGGAAAAUCGUUAUACCCUCUUCACCCUCAUUAGAAAGGCUGGGGUAUGGAACAGGAGUAAGUGUCUAUUUGAUGGAGAGAGGUCCAAUUUCUGGAGGUUAUCGAUCUCCAUGGGCUGUCAAGAAAGUGGCCAAACGUUAUGACAAUCAAGAAAACCAAGACUUCAGCAAACGAUUACUGGAAGAGGCAGAAAUAUUGAAGAAGUUAGAACAUCCACAUAUUAUUGGUUUUAGGACUUUAACAAAAGCACUAGAUGGGACCUGGUGCAUGGCUAUGGAGAAAGCUGAGAACUCUUUGAUGGAUCUUAUCGAACAACGCUUGGAUAACCAAGCUGGCCCUUUCCUACCACAACAGAUUAACCGUGUAGGUGUGGAUAUUGCCAAAGCCCUGGAUUACCUACACACUGAGAAGCUUUUAAUGCAUGGCGAUAUGAAGAGUGGCAACGUGCUUAUUUUCGGUGACUUUCGUCUGGCCAAGCUGUGCGAUUUUGGCGUUACCAUGACAUUGAAUGAAGCCAACGGUCGAGUAAUACCAGAACAAUUUUAUGUCGGCACUCAAGCCUGGUCUGCUCCAGAAGUUAUCAAACUGGAUGAAACCUUUGAAAACGACGAAGUCGUCAUCACCUGCAAGGCCGACAUGUUUUCGUAUGGUUUGACCAUUUGGGAGAUGUUCAGUUUGUGUGUCCCACAUGUUGAUUUGCUCCAAGAUAACGAGGAAGAAGAAGAAGAACUCGAAGAACAAGCCGACGAGUCUUACGCAUCCGCUAUCGACGAUUUCGCAUAUCACGAAGCUCUGGGAACGCGUCCGCCCUUGCCUGAUCUACCAGAAGACUUGGACUACAGCGCAGCCGUUGCCGUUUUCAUCGCUACAACGGAAGUCGAUCCUGACAAGAGACCCCUAGCUUCCGAGGUCAUGAGUAUUUGGAAUGCUUGAAAUUGAUGACAAGAGUGCGCUCAUGCGAAAAAGAAAAGAAAAAUUCCUCUACAUAGAUUUUUUUAACGCGUGUUCUCUUUUUGUAUAUUCUCCCCUAUCUCCCUUUUUGUUUCGUUUAGAGUUCUGUGAAAUAAUAAUAGAAACUAGCGAUCGAUCCCGCA
Molecule: messenger RNA, 1312 nt
Organism: Daphnia pulicaria
Lineage: Eukaryota; Metazoa; Arthropoda; Branchiopoda; Diplostraca; Daphniidae
Product: lymphokine-activated killer T-cell-originated protein kinase-like
Exons: 4
Coding region: 138-1151 (337 amino acids)
Biological process (GO): protein phosphorylation
Molecular function (GO): ATP binding; protein kinase activity
Source: RefSeq, a predicted model, not a curated record